Molecule: messenger RNA, 1261 nt
Organism: Phlebotomus papatasi
Lineage: Eukaryota; Metazoa; Arthropoda; Insecta; Diptera; Psychodidae
Product: cytoplasmic 60S subunit biogenesis factor ZNF622
Exons: 2
Coding region: 103-1158 (351 amino acids)
Biological process (GO): ribosomal large subunit biogenesis
Cellular component (GO): preribosome, large subunit precursor
Source: RefSeq, a predicted model, not a curated record
ACAGUAACUUUUUUGACAGCACAGCUGGUGUAAUUUUUUUCAUACAAAAAAUCAUUUCUCAAUUUUACUCUGAUUUUAAGUGAAAAAAGUGUCCUUUUCGGGAUGUCUGUGAUGUGCAAGUGGUGCCUGGUGAAAUUCCCAAGUGGGGAGUUGCAUUUGGCACAUUGUCGAACGGACUGGCAUCAUUUGAAUAUGAAAAGAAAAUUGGCAGAAAUGCCACCACUGAGCCACAAGGAAUUCACGUUGAAGAUGAAGAAUGAGAAGGAGGCGGAGGAUUCAAAGAAAACCCGGGAUGUCCUGUACUGUACGGCAUGCAAGAAGAAGUUUGCGUCGAAAGUGGCAUACGACAAUCAUGUGCAGUCCAAUAAACACAUUAGGAAUGUUUCUGUUUCCGAGGAGGAAGACCACGAGCCAGUCAUUGUGAAGAAGCCUGUCAAUGUACCGGAGAAACCUGUCGAGAGUCAGGAUAUUGACGAUGAAUGGGAUGAUUUGAGUGAUAUGGAUGAAUUGGAGGAUGUUGAUCCGACAAUGUGCAUCUUCUGUUCGCUGGUUCAUGAGAAUCUGUCCCACAAUAUCAGGCAUAUGGCAGAGGUGCAUUCCUUCUUCAUUCCGGACGUUGAAUUUUGCAGUGACAUUGGAGGACUCGUGGGCUAUUUAAUUGUGAAGGUCCAUAAGGAUUUUCUCUGUCUGUGGUGUCCAGAAUCAGCCAAGGGUUUCACCUCAAUUGAUGCUGUGCAGAAGCAUAUGAGAGACAAGGGACACUGCAUGAUGCGUUUUGAAGGGGACGUUGUGGAGGAAUAUGAAUAUUUCUAUGACUACAGUUCGACAUAUCCCGAGGGAGAUCCUGAACAACCAAUUCCUGAAAAGACUCCGAUCUCAGGAGAUGAGUUUCAACUUGUCCUGCCUUCUGGCAAUGUCAUUGGCAAUCGGUGUUUAGCAAGGUACUACAAGCAGAGAUUCAAUUCUCUGGCCCUGGCCGUGGUGCCCAAGAAGAGACACUCCAAGAUGUACCUGAAGCAGCUCAUGGGACCUGCUACUCAGGCCCAGAGUCGACGUAAUGUGGCCAAGUGGAAUAGGCAGUACACAAAGUGGUACAUGCAGCUGGGUACAAAGGCCAAUUCUCUGCAGAAACACUUCAGAGUUCAAGUCAAUUUUUAAUUGAAAGAGUUUUAUCCGGGAAUCUAUGCAAAUUUGCAUUGCAGAUAAGAAAUUGUUGACUCUGUGGAAAUUGAUCAAUAAAUGCAAACUGAUUAAAAAAAAA